Messenger RNA from Candidozyma auris, 642 nucleotides. RefSeq names its product ureidoglycolate hydrolase. The record is from RefSeq and is a predicted model, not a curated record. Gene Ontology annotation, molecular function: ureidoglycolate lyase activity; ureidoglycolate hydrolase activity. Lineage: Eukaryota; Fungi; Ascomycota; Pichiomycetes; Serinales; Metschnikowiaceae. Gene Ontology annotation, biological process: allantoin catabolic process. The transcript has a single exon. Bases 1 to 642 code for a protein of 213 amino acids.
AUGUACUUGCAUACGUUUAACACAUCAUCUGUGGGUCCCAUCAAGGCCCAAUUGCUUACUCCAGAAAACUUCAAACCCUAUGGAGGAGUUCUCAGCGCAGACGAACAGAUCAAAGAAGCCCAGGCUUCAAGCGCCAACUAUGGCACAGCAGUGAAGUUACAUAAAGUGGCACCCGUCACCAACAACUUCCAGUUCUGCAAGAGCGGGAAACCUGCCCAGGCAAAUUGGAAUAUCUUCAGAUGCUCUGCCCCAAAGCAUUUGAUAUCAGGCAUGAAAACAAAGACCUAUAAAUCCACCGUUCUUGAGAGGCACCCAUAUAGCUCUCAGACAUUUGUACCUAUGGGCCAGGACUUGAAGAAAGUCUCGUAUCUCGUCAUCGUAGCUGACACAGAUCAUUCUCUGCCUGAUAAGCUUCCAAACCCCAAUCUGAUUAAAGCGUUUUUGUGUAGAGGGAACCAGUCGGUCACUUAUGGUGCAGGCACCUGGCAUGCUCCGAUGGUAGUCAUCGACGAGAAGAUUCCACACAUUGACUUUGGCGUUUUCAUUCACGAAAACGGGGUACCACAAGAGGACUGUCAGGAGUGCUCAUUUGAACCAGGCUAUUCCAUAGAGUACACCGACCCUUACACAGCUAGACUCUAA